AGAGAGAGAGAGAAGAGAGAGAGAGAGAGAGAUUGAAAAUGAGUGAGCCCAAUCCAUAUUCUCAAAAAAUCAGAAAUGGGUUCUCAGAGAUAGGCUUUCAGGGGGAUUUCAUGGGCUCUCUCUCUUACCCUCAUCAAAGAACCAGCAAUAGUCACAGCAACAGUAAUAGUAACAGUGAGAGUUACAGUAAAAGCCCUAAAGCUCUGGGGCUGUUCUCUUCCUCUUCUUCAGGUGAGACCCAGAGCAAGAGGGAGAUGGGUUUUCAGGUUUUGAGCCCAGCCAAACAGAGCAAGAGGAAAGUUUUGAGCUUUCAGUCAUCGAUGGAGGAUAGUGAGAGGAAGGGAGGGACGGAAGACUGUUACAGGGAUGAGAGAGAGAGCCAUGAGGAAGAGCCCAUGGGGAAUUGUGGUGGGAAGGAGAAUGAAGAUAGGCAUUCUAAGCUCUGUGCCCGAGGCCAUUGGAGACCAGCUGAGGAUGCAAAGCUUAAGGAGCUUGUUGCUCAGUUUGGUCCCCAAAACUGGAACGUCAUUGCUGAAAGGCUUGAAGGAAGAUCAGGUAAGAGUUGCAGGCUCAGAUGGUUCAAUCAGUUGGACCCAAGAAUCAAUAGGAGGGCUUUCAGUGAAGAAGAAGAAGAGAGACUCUUAGCUGCUCAUAGGUUAUAUGGCAACAAAUGGGCCAUGAUUGCUAGGCUCUUUCCUGGCAGGACUGAUAAUGCAGUGAAAAACCAUUGGCAUGUGAUAAUGGCAAGAAAAUACAGAGAGCAAUCCAAUGCAUAUAGGAGGAGGAAGUCUCUGCCACAGCAGCAACAACCAACAAUGCAGAGGAAGGUUGAGACUAGCAAUGGACGCGGAGCAAGUGAUUCUUCGAUUUUGAGUAACAGGGAUGAAUCUGCCUCGACAUGCACUGAUUUGUCUCUCAAUUCUUCAAAUAGCAGGGCGUUUCCUGGUUUUUACAGUAGAUUUGGCACUCUGCAACAUCAGGGUGAGGAAGAGAAGAACAAAGCUUUGGGCAAUGGAACCAUGGAAAAGUCUGAGGGACCAACAAAUGGGUUUUACUUCUCUCUCCCUCCACCUCCUCAGAUGGUGUUACUGAAGCAGUCAGACUCUGAAUUCCUUCAAACUUCAUCAAUGGUCGGUGAGAGCAGGAGAGAGAGAGACCAUCAGUUUGUGUACGGCGAAAUCAAUCAUAAGAGUGAGAAAAUGAACCUGCUUUUCAUUGAUUUCCUUGGAGUUGGAGCGACCUGAGAGGAGACAAUAAGGGGCUAAAUACUUUAAAAAGGAGGAGGGGGAAGCCAUUAAAGCUCUCUCCUUUAAGCAAGCAAUAGUGAACAGUGGAAGUAACUGAGAAAACACAGAGGCUAGAUUCACUGUUUUUGUACAGACAAACCCAGAAAAGAGAAAUGAGGAAAAGGGAGGGGGGUUUUGUUCAUGGGAGUUCUCUCUCUCUAACAAUGAGGAAAAGAGGGGGUUUUGUUCAUGAGAAUUCCCUGUCUCUUUAUUCACCUGUUUCAAGUAAAAAAAAAGAAAAGAGAGUUCUCUCUCAUUUUGUUCA
Amborella trichopoda is the source of this 1551-nucleotide messenger RNA. RefSeq lists its product as uncharacterized. Lineage: Eukaryota; Viridiplantae; Streptophyta; Magnoliopsida; Amborellales; Amborellaceae. The record is from RefSeq and is a predicted model, not a curated record. Gene Ontology annotation, molecular function: DNA-binding transcription factor activity, RNA polymerase II-specific; RNA polymerase II cis-regulatory region sequence-specific DNA binding. Gene Ontology annotation, biological process: regulation of DNA-templated transcription. Gene Ontology annotation, cellular component: nucleus.